AUGCCUCAGGUUGAGUCUGCUAUGUCGUACCUUAGAAUGGCCCAAGGUGUGUACGAUAACGCUCAUCAACCAGAGGAAGUUUUGACCAAGGCUGCAGAGAAUCCUCGUGUAAAAUUUCUCUGGUUCUACGAGCUUUGUUUCAUCGCGAAUUUCACGGAUUACUUUCUGAAAGCAUAUUAUCCCGGCGAAAUCACCCAGGCAGACAUGAUCAUUGUCAACGCGGGAUUAUAUUGGCUUUUCCUGGAGUGCAAGAACGUCACGACAGACCCAUCCAAAAGAUCACAACUACAGAGUCACGCGGAGAUCUGUAGGGACAACUUGGAGACGGUCCUGUCUCUUCUUCCGUUCCAUGCCAAUGACUAUGGACAUGGUAUUCGCUUUAAGCUUGGCGGCUUUUAA
Diaporthe citri is the source of this 399-nucleotide messenger RNA. RefSeq lists its product as uncharacterized. Bases 1 to 399 code for a protein of 132 amino acids. The record is from RefSeq and is a predicted model, not a curated record. NCBI's taxonomy places the organism in Eukaryota, Fungi, Ascomycota, Sordariomycetes, Diaporthales, Diaporthaceae. The transcript is spliced from 2 exons.